Messenger RNA from Rubroshorea leprosula, 789 nucleotides. NCBI's taxonomy places the organism in Eukaryota, Viridiplantae, Streptophyta, Magnoliopsida, Malvales, Dipterocarpaceae. The record is from the annotation of a GenBank genome assembly.
ACCUCGAGAGAAACUUUCAUUGAUUUUGGUUUUAUAUUUCCUGAGAUGGAUGCUUUGUUGGAGGUUUCGCUAGAUAAAUUAUCAUAUUCAAGGAACUUCCCACUCUGGAUUGAAGAAUCCUCGACGAUUAUGAUGCUUGUACUCUAGAUAUGGUUGAGUAAAGCCCGUCUCUAGACCGGAGCAAUGGUGGAUGUAAUCGAGGCCGUGUGCGAGGUCUACAUUUAGAGCUCCGGCAACCCAAAUAGAGAGGUUCAGGUCGGGUCAGAGGCGGUGUGGUGUGGAGCGGAGGACGUAGAUUAUGAGCGGGAAGAUCUCUAGCGUGGGAGGACCCAAUCAGAUCCACGCGACGCGUUCUUCGAAUGCGCCGUCGGUUCCGGCUCGGACGAGUUGGUCGAGUCAGGGAGUGCCGAAGCCGUGCGGAUUUAGCGAUUCGGAGAUGAAGAAGAAGCGAAGCAUUGCCAAGUAUAAGGUGUACAUUGUGAAGGGGAAAGUGAAGGCUUCCUUGAGAAAGGGCCUCCAUUGGAUCAAGAACAAGUGCUCCCAGAUCGCCCAUGGUUACUAGACAAUCAAAUUUUUGCAAUUUGUGGCUCUAAUUAUCUACACGCGGGAUUGAGUGGGGCCCGAGAGUGAUGUGGCAAGAUCUUGAUGGAAUGGAUUAGAUGGUCUUUUAUCGUUUUCUGCACCUGGUUUCCCUUUUUUUUCAUUACUUGUGUACUUCAAUUAUUUCUAAUUAUUUGAUUUUUUAAAAAAUUUUUGGCUUUUGCGCGUUAACAAAAUGUUAAAACUUAA